Messenger RNA from Monodelphis domestica (gray short-tailed opossum), 2737 nucleotides. RefSeq names its product transcription factor 15-like. Lineage: Eukaryota; Metazoa; Chordata; Mammalia; Didelphimorphia; Didelphidae. The record is from RefSeq and is a predicted model, not a curated record. Gene Ontology annotation, biological process: regulation of transcription by RNA polymerase II; developmental process. Gene Ontology annotation, molecular function: RNA polymerase II transcription regulatory region sequence-specific DNA binding; protein dimerization activity; DNA-binding transcription factor activity, RNA polymerase II-specific.
GCCCACCCAGGGCUCCAGCAUCCUCCUAGUCCUGGAGGCUAUCUUGAGGUCCUGGCUUCGGCUGAAGAGCCUGGGGGGCGUCGGCCUGGGUCGCAGAGGGGCAGCUGCUGCCACACUGAUAUGGAGCUGAAGGGCGGUCUCCGGGAGGAAAAGGAGAAAGAGGAAGAGAAGCCACAAGGACAGACAAGACUGGCGCCGCGGGGACAUGAGGCCCCAGUUGGAUGAGGGGGAGAGCAGCAGCAGCAGUAGCAGCAGCAGGAGGAGGACCCAGAAGCCCCAAAGCCCCGAAAAGUUCCAGCGAGUCCGGAACAAGAAGAGGCGCAAAGGGGGCCAUGUGGUAGGGUUGAGCCAGCAGCGGCAGGCAGCCAACGCCCGGGAGAGAGACCGCACACACAGUGUCAACAGCGCUUUCUCCACACUCCGUACCCUCAUCCCCACAGAGCCGGCGGACCGCAAGCUCUCCAAGAUCGAGACCCUGCGCCUGGCUGCCAGCUACAUUUCCCAUCUAGCAAACGUGCUUCUAUUCCCACCCGAGACGUUUGGGGGUGCCCAGGCCCGUCCCCCGCUGCACUAUCUGCCCUGCCUUCGGGACAGCGAAGAAGGUGCUGGUGGCAGCCCUUAUGGGAGUGUAGGAGCCCCGCGGCCCAUCUGCACCUUCUGCCUCAGUCACCAGAGAAGGGUGUACAAAGAAGGGGAGAAGCAAUGAUCUGUUUAAAGUUUAUGUGGACAAUCCCUCAGAUGAGAAGCUUGUACAAGUAUUGCACUGAAUAGUGAACCGGUUCAUGUAACAUCUUGACACUUAAACAAUGUUUACAUGAAAUACAUUAAAUUAUAUAAAGAAGUUAUGUUUUAGCACAUACAUGGAGAUAAAUAUGGAUCAUCCUUAUGUCUUACAUUUUGAUAAAUUUAUUCAGGUUAUCCUGCAAAUGAAACCUGAUACUGGGGGCAAAAGUUGCACCUGGUGUGACAGCUAUUUUAGUGCCAGAAAUGUUAAACCUAGCCAUCAUAGUCCUGAUAUUCAGGGCUUGAAAAGUAGGCCACAGGAUGAAACCUGAGCUUUGAGACUUGAAAUAUUUUCUGUCAGUGGGGACUGUCAUAAUAACAUCAUCAUUGACUGAGUUUUGAACAAAUAUUGGACUGAGCAUGAUCAGCCUCCCAUUUUUCUAGCUCUAUGCUCCAACUUUGAUCAGGGUGAAAGAAAGAAAUCAAUAUAUGCCAUCAAUAUUUUUUUUUCUCUUCAAGCUAGGGAAACAAGAAAAUGGUUAAUGAUUAUCUAAUGUGGAAAAUGCAUCUUUGCCUCUGGGAAUAGGGGUUUGCCAACCCACAAAUGUCACAGAGCAAAGUUGUCAGUCACUGUUUAAAAAUAUAUAGAGAUGAGGGGGCAGCUGGGUAGCUCAGUGGAUUGAGAGUCAGGCCUAGAGAUGGGAGGUCCUAGGUUCAAAUCUGGCCUCAACCACUUCCUAGCUGUGUGACCCUGGGCAAGUCACUUGACCCCCAUUGCCUAGCCCUUACCACUCUUAUGCCUUGUAGCCAAUAUACAGUAUUGACUCCAAGAAGGAAGGUAAGGGUUUAAAAAAAAAAUAGAGAGAAAUGACUGUGAAGAGAUUGCUUACCUCUACCCCUUAAUCCUAUAAAUAAUGUUGGCUUUCAUUAGAUAAAGUAACAGUAACCUCUCAUUCUAAAAUUGCCCUCUCAUAUCAUAAUUAGAUACAUUUUGUAUUUUUAAACUUGAUCAGAUGCAACACAUUUAAUGUUCCACCAAAGUUAUGCCCUGUUGUGUCUCCUGGGUGCUAUAUUGUCAGUUUGGUGUUCUCGGUUAUGGAGAAUACUAAAUGAAGUAUUCUUGCUGAUAUUCACAUAUAUUGGUCAAAAGUAUAUAGAAGCAGGGAUAUGGUAUGAAUGAAAGAUUUUAUUUAAUUUUUCUCAAUGUACUUAAUAAGUGUUCAAUACAAGACUAAGUGUUUUGGGAAAUGAAAUAUUACAUGUUUAUUAUUGUAUUAUCAUAAUAUCAUAUCAUUGUAAUGUAAAUAUAUCAAUAAAUGUAAUAUUACAUUAAUAAUAUUGCAUAUUAUUAAUAUUGCUGUCUUCACCCUCAAGUAGUUUAUACCCUAUUUGUGGGAGAUUAGGCAGGCAAAUGUGAAAUAAUAAAAUUAUUUUUAAAAACAAUAUAACUUGAAGCUAACUUUGAUCAUAUAGACCACACAUAUUAGAACUGUGCAGAGAAGCAAGGGGAAAAAUAGAACUAUAGUCUGUCAGAGGGAGGAAUCACUGGAUAGACAUUUUUUCAGAUUUGUUCAUGAUACAUUGAUGAAAAGAGAAAAAAUAUGGAGGUAUUGUACUUUUAGUAGAUAGGAUCUCACUUAUUUAAACUUGAACUUCUGAAUUCUUUUUUCUGGAAGAGGAAAAAAAUGGCAAAUUUUCAAUAUUUUAUUUAAAACCGUCUCAACUGAGAUAAUGUAUGUAAAGGACCUAGCAAAUUUUAAUGUAUUAUAAGAAUGACAGUUAUUAUUUUAUUUAUAAAAUUAAUUAUUUAAAAUAUAUUUGAUGAAAAAUGUAAAAACUUUUUAAUCAGUCAUUAUAAGCAACGACCUUAAUUUUGGUGCCACAUCCUGAAGUAUUUUGUUGUUGUUGUUAUACCUGAAAUGUAACUACUGAUUGGUAUGGGGCAGUUUUCUCCUCUAUACUACCUGUUUCUCAGAUGUAACUUCUUGUGAAGAAAUAAAUGCUAUUCUAUUGA